GCCACAGCUCGUUUACGUUAUUACAUUUACCAGUGCGAUUCCUACUUGAAAGUUCGAAUUCGAGGAGAUUGUUAGAUAGUACUUUAUCGUGACUACAUGUUGAUUGAUUGAAUAACUUUCAACAACAAUGCCAUUGAUAGAACAAGCGAUUUCUGGUCAAGAGGUGACGAUACCACCAAGAUUGCCAACGAUAUUGAAACAAUUUUGUAAGGCAGCUAUUCGAACCCAGCCCUACGAUCUUCUGAGAUGGUCCAGUGCAUAUUUUCGUGCGUUGGCUGAUGGCGAGGAACCACCAGUAAAAUUGAGACUCGAAUAUCCACCACCUAGUACAGCUUCUGGUCUAACACUCGGCUUUCUUAGAGUUCUUCUUCGUCAAUUUGGAGAUUACAACAAAACAUUGUCCAUCGAUGUUAUCUCACGUCGUUGGGAAUGCUUAUGUCUCGAUCGUAAAGAAUUAAAUCUGAUAAUGAUGAUAGGGAAAUUUCGUCGAAAGUGCCAAGUUAAGAAGUUCUUGGCAAUAGCUGUUGGUCUUUUAGGAUCUAGUUUACGCGAGACAAUGAUUAUGAUCUGCGAAUUAUUUACUCACGAACCUGACGGUGGAUCGGCUAUGGUUCCAGUUACAUUAUUCAUGGAAAUUUAUGGAUACUUAGCUGGUCUUAGAUGCGAUGGUAGCGAAAGAAGUUCAUCGGAAGAAGAUCCAACAGAAUUUCUUGUAUUCGAUGAGUCUAACAGUAGCUCGUCUUCAAAAAUACACGAGUCCCUCGAUAAUAACAUCUCCGUUGAUCGUGUAUAUUCGAUCGCUAGUCAAGAUACUGAAGCUGAUGUCAAUUUAGAUUUGGAAUUAAUCUCUAAGGAAGCUGCUGAUUCCUCAAAUAUAAUAUUAUCGCCAGAAAUUAGCGGGAGUUGUUCGACGCGGGAAGAUGAUUCGAACAAUGUCGAAGAUAAAAUCUCGAGUACUAAUAACACAAUGGAAUCCACAUCAGAUAGUACAUUGAAACGCGAGGAAGACAGUAAUGCUUCUGAUCUUACAAUAGAACCAAGUAAAUCCUAUAAUUCGAAGGAUGCUCAUGAAAAAUCAUCGAAAAAUGAAGAUAAGCAAAAAGGCGUAAUUCAAGAUGACGUAAAUACCGAAAAUUCGUCCGAUAAAAGAGACGUAUCAUUGAUUAAGGAACGAAAAAAAAUCAGAAUUGCUAAUACUCAGUUAAUUUCGUAUUAUCCAAAUAUUCCAGGUAUAGGACCUCGUUUAUCCGCAGAAGAAGUAGCAAGCGUUGCUAUAUGGAUGAGCGAAUGUGCUAGAUUACAAGAAGGAAUGGUUGGUCCACGAAAUCUUCGCCAUCCUCAAUGUCCUCCUUUAUGUAAGCAAAAACAAUGUGAAUCAUGAUAGUAAUAAAUACAAUGUAUAUGAAUUUAAAAAGACUAGUUGGUUAAUAUAAAUAUUUUAGUCGAAAAUAAAUUAGUUCCCAUAAUAAAAAAAAAAAUAUUAUUAAUACGUUUCAAAGCGUAUAAAUUAGUUUAUUCAUAUAUCCGUCAUGUUUUGUUUUUCUUUAAUUUUUAAUUAUUA
Vespula vulgaris is the source of this 1561-nucleotide messenger RNA. RefSeq lists its product as uncharacterized. The record is from RefSeq and is a predicted model, not a curated record. NCBI's taxonomy places the organism in Eukaryota, Metazoa, Arthropoda, Insecta, Hymenoptera, Vespidae. The transcript has 5 exons. Bases 128 to 1381 code for a protein of 417 amino acids.